Messenger RNA from Cricetulus griseus (Chinese hamster), 360 nucleotides. The record is from RefSeq and is a predicted model, not a curated record. NCBI's taxonomy places the organism in Eukaryota, Metazoa, Chordata, Mammalia, Rodentia, Cricetidae.
AUGAGGAACUUGGGGGCUGCCAUUUCAUUCUUUAUCCUUGUGGCUGUCCUUGGAUGCCAGGCUGGGAUCAUACAGGAAACAAUAAGAGAAAAAAGGAGGGAAAUUCAUCACUACAAUCCUCAAGCAGUUCAACAAGGUGUUCAAGAUGCUUCAGACUGCUGCUUCUCCUAUGUCUCACGGAUCCCAUGUUCAAGAUUCAUAUAUUAUUUUCCAACCAGUGGAGGGUGCAUCAAGCCAGGCAUCAUCUUUGUCGCCAGGAGGAGGAACCAGGUCUGUGCCAACCCCAGUGAUCGGAGAGUUCAGGAGUGCAUACAACGCCUGAGGCAAAUCCCCAGACCAGGGAACAGAGCCAUUGCUUGA